Molecule: messenger RNA, 1458 nt
Organism: Amyelois transitella
Lineage: Eukaryota; Metazoa; Arthropoda; Insecta; Lepidoptera; Pyralidae
Product: protein glass
Exons: 9
Coding region: 1-1458 (485 amino acids)
Biological process (GO): regulation of transcription by RNA polymerase II
Cellular component (GO): nucleus
Molecular function (GO): RNA polymerase II cis-regulatory region sequence-specific DNA binding; DNA-binding transcription factor activity, RNA polymerase II-specific
Source: RefSeq, a predicted model, not a curated record
AUGGAGUGCUACGUGCCCAACAACCCGCAGUACGGGUUGGAGGACUGCUGCCAGGGCUGCCCCGGGCUCUGCUGCGACUCCUUGCAACCCUGCAUACAGCAGCUCGACGAAUUCCGAGAGGACUGUUGCCAGCAGGAAAACGAAAAUUGCUGUCCAGAAAAUGGCGUCGAGCUAAACAACAUCGACUCGAUCGCGCCCUGCGACGUGACCCUCGGCGAUGGGGAAGUGACGGACCCGGCGUGGUCGGAGGACAUGGGCUCCUUCUCGCUGCCGCCCCUGGAGCUGGACCCGCUGCCUUCACUGUUCCCGUUCUCACCUUGUCCUGGAUACAACAGGAACAAUACAUCCGACUGCCGAGAAAGAGGCGGGGGCGAGGCAGCGGACGUCCUUCUCUCGCUGAAGCAUGCCGUCGUUCACGGGGACUGCGCUGGCGAGACCGUACACCCACAGAUGAUGGCUCACGGUGGCGGCGCGUACCCGUACUACGAGCACUAUGGCGGGGCUCCGCUGUUCCCGACCAUGAGUGUCAAUGUCUCUAUGAACAUGACCAUGCAUGGCUGUCCACCCGAUCAGCUGUGUUCACAGGUACAAUGGAACCAAAACGCAGCCGCACCGUCUGUCAACGUUGUGUACCCUCAAACGCAAAACGUCAUAAGCCCCACUACCUACCCCUCGGCUACCUACUCCUUCACCGCGGACUUCCGAGCUCCCAACCAAUCGGAUCCCUUAAUUACAGCCACUUCCACAUUCAAACCUAUCAUACAGAACGCCCAAAAGCCGAACAACUAUGGAAUAUUCCAGCAAAAAGGAAACUACCCUCAGAAAAAUCCACAAUUGAAGAGAUCGCCUUCGAAAUUGUACAUGCAGGAGAGUCCAAAAGAUCAGAAUAUGGGGGGUUACACGAUAUUGAAUCACCAGGGGCAGGUGCAUCAGGAUUACGGUUACACGACGUGUGUUAAUGCUUCAGGGAAAGUGCAGGUGGGAGCUUUAAGCGGUUGUUCCGAAGACGACGAACAAAAGCCGAACCUAUGCCGCAUUUGCGGUAAAACCUACGCGAGACCAAGCACCUUGAAGACCCAUCUCAGAACGCAUUCUGGUGAACGGCCUUACCGGUGUGGCGAUUGUAACAAGAGUUUCUCACAGGCUGCCAACCUGACUGCGCAUGUAAGGACGCACACGGGACAGAAACCUUUUAGGUGUCCGAUUUGCGACCGCCGGUUCAGCCAAAGCUCCAGUGUGACGACGCACAUGAGGACACAUUCAGGAGAGAGGCCGUAUCAAUGUAGAUCGUGUAAGAAAGCGUUCUCAGACAGUUCGACGCUGACCAAACAUCUCCGAAUACACUCCGGGGAGAAGCCUUACCAGUGCAAACUUUGUUUGUUGAGAUUCUCUCAAUCAGGCAAUCUGAAUCGUCACAUGCGCGUGCACGGCAACAUAUCAGGAGGCAUGCUCGGCUGA